AUGGUCCCUUCAACAGCUAAACCAUUCCCACAACCCAGUGUUAUGCGCGUCUCUACCGCGUAUCACCUUCUACAUGAUAAUCCAUCACCGCCUAGGGUAUUAAUUCUUGAAGCCCGUCAGGCCUGCUUUGGAGCUACGGGCCGAAAUGGCAAGUCUUUUAAAUUUCAAAAAUGUUUAGAUAUCAAUACCCAACUAAGGGAUAGGAUAUCUGGCGUCAAAUUCGCUAAAGGCUGCUUCCACUACACAGCCGCACAUAUCUGGCCAUAUAAAUUCGUCCUACACCUCCUCUCCACCCUAACCUCCCGUGGCUCCAGCAGCGUGAACCUGCAAACCAACACGCCCGUCACCGAAAUCUCCGAAACGCCAGAUCCAGUCACAGGGGCAUGGACCGUAGUUACCAAAUCACGGGGCUCCAUCAAAGCAAAAAAAGUAAUCCUCGCGACGAAUGCGUAUACCGCAGCUAUCGCACCUCAAUAUGCUGACAGGAUCGUCCCAAUCCGAGGCAUAUGCAGCCGCAUCGUUACCCCUGAAAAGAAGACUCCUCCUUACUUACCCAACACGUACAGUCUGCAGUGGGGGGCUGAGGAGUAUGACUAUUUGAUUCCACGGCCAGAUGGUAGUAUCAUUGUAGGAGGUGGAAGGAAGGACUAUGUCGCCGAUCUGGAGAGUUGGUAUAACAAUACCGAUGACAGAGAGCCUAUACAAUCUGCCAAAAACUAUUUUGACGGAUAUAUGCAGCAUAACAUUAUUGGGUGGGAAGAUAGUGAUGCUUAUACAGAACAGGUGUGGUCUGGAGUAAUGGGCUUCUCUACCGAUCUCCUCCCGCACGUGGGACCCAUACCAGGCAAACCAAAUCAGUAUAUCUUAGCCGGUUUCAGUGGUCACGGCAUGCCCAUGGCGUUCCUUACUGCGAAGGGAAUCGCCAAGAUGAUCCGUAAUGAUGAAGAGAGUGGAGACUUGCCGUUUGAAAAGACGGGAAUUCCACGAUUGUACAAGACGACUCGGGAGAGAUUGGAGUGUGAUCGGAAUGAUAUAUUGGCGGUGAAGUUUGGGGUUGACAAGGUUAAGGCGGGAGGCAAAGUGUGGAUUUGA
Messenger RNA from Paracoccidioides brasiliensis Pb18, 1092 nucleotides. RefSeq lists its product as uncharacterized. Gene Ontology annotation, cellular component: cytoplasm. The coding region runs from base 1 to 1092 and encodes 363 amino acids. The transcript has 4 exons. The record is from RefSeq and is a predicted model, not a curated record. Gene Ontology annotation, molecular function: oxidoreductase activity.